GUUGAUGAGAAGUGUCUUAAUGAUGAUGGAUCCGUCAGUGAACACGCGUGGAGCAGAAGACUGUCCGGCGCAGUGUACUGAAUCACAAGAUGAUUUUGCUCCAUCAAAACUGGGAACAAAGGAGUUCUGGGAUGAUGCCUAUAAAAGGGAGCUGCAGACUUACAAGGAUAUUGGGGAUGUGGGUGAAAUAUGGUUUGGUGAGGAAAGCAUGAAUAGAGUGAUCAAAUGGAUGAAAGCCAAAAAUGUACCUGAAAAUGCUGCCAUACUCGACAUCGGGACUGGAAAUGGGAUCUUCCUUGUGGAACUGGCCAAGCAUGGUUUCGUAAACCUUACUGGGAUCGAUUAUUCCAAGGCGGCUGUAGAGCUCACCAUAAAUAUUCUGGAAGAGCAAGGCUUAAAAAAUGUUCAAAUUCAGGUGGAGGAUUUCCUGAACCCCAGCACAGAAAUGAAGAGUUUUGAUAUAUGUAUAGAUAAAGGCACAUUUGAUGCAAUUAGUUUGAGCCCAGAAGACAGAGAAGAAGCCAAAAAUCGUUAUGUGGCCUCUUUAAGAUCUGUUAUGAAGCCGGAGGGUUUCUUCAUCAUCACCUCCUGCAACUGGACCAAAGAGCAGCUGCUUCAGAUCUUCAGACCCGGCUUUGAGCUGGUACAAGAACUGCCCACCCCUCGCUUUCAGUUUGGUGGUGUGACUGGUAACAGUGUGACAGCUUUGGUAUUAAAAUGCAUUGAGUGAACCUCAAGUUUAAGAAAACACUUUGUUUUUUUUGUUUGUUUUUUCAAAUAACUUCUGUUUUUGUAAUGUCUCGUAAUGUCAGUUGUGGAAAUUUUUAUUAAAUUAUUUUGAAAAUUUC
This is a messenger RNA of Myxocyprinus asiaticus (Chinese sucker), 848 nucleotides long. RefSeq names its product EEF1A lysine methyltransferase 2 (gene eef1akmt2). The transcript has 6 exons. Gene Ontology annotation, molecular function: protein-lysine N-methyltransferase activity. Gene Ontology annotation, cellular component: cytoplasm. The record is from RefSeq and is a predicted model, not a curated record. Gene Ontology annotation, biological process: peptidyl-lysine dimethylation; peptidyl-lysine monomethylation. NCBI's taxonomy places the organism in Eukaryota, Metazoa, Chordata, Actinopteri, Cypriniformes, Catostomidae. Bases 5 to 730 code for a protein of 241 amino acids.